This is a messenger RNA of Triticum urartu, 969 nucleotides long. RefSeq lists its product as uncharacterized. The record is from RefSeq and is a predicted model, not a curated record. NCBI's taxonomy places the organism in Eukaryota, Viridiplantae, Streptophyta, Magnoliopsida, Poales, Poaceae.
UUGACGUGUUCGGCGCUGGGCCGCGCGAAGUGGAUCGUAUCAAACACUCCCACUCUCGCUGCCGCUACGUCCAAUCGCACGCGCUCCGUAGAAUAGGCCAGUCGGCCGGCUGGACCCCAUCUCGGUGCAGCUCCGAGCGGACAAGUCCACCUUCGUGCUGCCUGCCGCCUUCCUCUCCUCCGGCUAUAUAGAGCAAAUCACCCACCGAGGACAAAUCAUCUCCAGAUUCCUUUCACUUGGAUAAACACCAGAGCUCUUCGUCGACCAACAAGAUCGAUCCAGGCCAAGAUUUGGUACUGCUCUACGUCGCAGCACGAGCACAUCACAGUCCGCGUGCGUAUACAUGGGUAACUUGGUCUCGCAGUGCGUCACGGGCGGCGCAGAGCGAGCGAGUCCGCUGGUCGUCCUGCCGGACGGCAGCCAGUUCCGGCUGGAGGAGCACGCCGGCGUGGCCGAGCUGAUGAUCGAGGCGCCGGGGCACGUUGCUGUCAUAGCGAGGGACGCCGCCAAGGAGCGGCGGCUGCGGGCCCUGGCGGCCGACGAGUUCCUGCGCGCCGGCGAGGUGUACCUCCUCGUGCCCGCCGGGAGGGCCGGGGCGCGGCUGGGCGGUCAGGAGGCGGACGCCAUCCGCCGGCUGGUGUCCGGCAAGAAGGGGGGCAAGGGCAGGGGCAACAGGUCCGGGAGAAGGAUUUUCCCGGAAGGAGAAGCAGCUAGCACCGAGGGUGGAAAGGAGUCUGCUGAAUGUGCGCUGCUUUGUAGGAUUAGGCCAAGGCAGUGGAGGCCCGCCCUUGACACCAUCUUCGAGGCUUAGAUUGAUCAUGGCCCCCGUCUCUAGGGUAGAAUAGGAACAUUCAUUCGUUUUGUUAUUUUUUGUUGAAUAUUGAUCAUCCUUCUUUUUCAAGCAAGGAGAGAAGGAAUUCGUUUUGACGUGUACAUGUGUCUUGUAAAGCUUUAACUUAUUUUGGAGUA